This is a messenger RNA of Pelobates fuscus (common spadefoot toad), 3441 nucleotides long. It is a transcript of the gene CDHR5, whose product is annotated as cadherin related family member 5. Lineage: Eukaryota; Metazoa; Chordata; Amphibia; Anura; Pelobatidae. The transcript has 15 exons. Gene Ontology annotation, molecular function: calcium ion binding; cadherin binding. The coding region runs from base 17 to 3154 and encodes 1045 amino acids. Gene Ontology annotation, cellular component: catenin complex; adherens junction; plasma membrane. The record is from RefSeq and is a predicted model, not a curated record. Gene Ontology annotation, biological process: adherens junction organization; cell morphogenesis; calcium-dependent cell-cell adhesion.
UAAUUCCAGUCCCUGUAUGUUUAGAAGGAGAUCGAAUUUUGUCAAGAUACUUGGGGGUUUGGACUGCUUUGUUAAAAUGGGGCCUAUUUUGGCCCUGUUUAUUUUCCUCCUGAUUCCACUGGAGAUUGCGGCACAAGACUGUAGAUUACAAGAUGAGCAAGUAUCAGUUCUUGAAAAUAACCCAAUAAAUUACACUUUGACAAACGUGACAACUAACCCUGGUUUUGAAGUGGUUGUGCCUCCUGAUUUUUCUUAUUUAUUGGAAGUUGUGGAUUCCAAAUUAAUACUGAAACCAAGCGUAGAUUAUGAGAUAAAUCAGAGUUUUGUAGUUCUACUGCAGUGUGAGAACAAUGGAGGAAUUGUUCUUGUCAUGACUUUUGUUAUCAUUGUAGUUAAUGUGAACGAUAAUCCACCAGUGUUCUCACAUUCAAGCUAUAAUUUUACCGUUCCUGAGGAUCUUAAAGUGAAUUCUGCCAUUGGUCCAAGAAUUGAAGCGACAGACCUAGACAAUGACCCCUUGUCAUAUGAGCUGAAAGAAAUGGAUAUGACAGAUGCUGUUUACUUCCGACUGACCUCAGUUAGUAACGCACUUAUUCUAGUGAACCAAUCAUUAGAUUAUGACAAGUUCCAAAAGACACAGCUGUAUCUCAUUGUCCGGGAUUCUGCCAUAUAUGGGGGACCUUUUACAUCAACAGCUACCAUAAAUAUUGAAAUUCAGGAUGUUGAUAAUGUACCACCUCGGUUCAUUCCCUGUACGGAUAUAGGAAACAAAAUAUGCAUCAGCAGUGGUUACAAAUGUAAUGUAACUCGAUCAGAACUGGUGACUGGACCUCUCAUUUUAUCACCUGGCCCAAUAUAUGCAGUGGAUGGAGAUGUUACUUUUGAUCCCAUUAUUUUGUACUCCAUUAUCAGUGGGAAUAAUGACAACAUCUUUUCUAUGGACCAGUCCACUGGAAAUAUAACAAUGCUAAAACCAGCUGAUCAGCUGAGACCCAUUAUCAUGCAGGUCAUGGGUCACCAAGCAAAUGAUCCCUUACAGUAUGCUAUGACAACAGUCCAAAUUGAAGUCCUGGAUAAAAAUGAACACCCACCAACCUUUGAAAAGAGCAGUUACCUUGGGCAGAUAACUUCUGGUUCUGAAAUUGGAAGUUUCAUACUUGAUUCGAGUGGUCAAAGUAAACCCCUACAAGUAUUUGCCAUGGAUGAAGAUUUCCCUGAUAAGGUGAACCCAAACAUUAUUUAUAUAAUUCAAGGUAAUAAUAAUUUCACCAUUACUCGUGAUGGCUAUAUCAGGACCAAUGCAGAAUUCCAAUCCCCAUCCUCCACAAAUUUUAUGGUAACUGCAACUGACAGUGUCACUAAUGAAUUAGCUACGACGUCAGUCACAGUGGAGAUCACCCCAGGCAUCACCACACCUGCACCAACUACUACUACUCCUAUGAUAAGUACUACUACUGGAACACGCAGUACUACAAGUUCUAUUAUUGGAACAGGUACCACUACAAGUACCACUCCUGGAACAGGAACAACAAUAAGAACCACUUCUGGAACAGGUACAACUACAAGUACCACUCCUGGAACAGGGACAACAAUAAGAACCACUUCUGGAACAGGUACCACUACAAGUACCACUCCUGGAACAGGGACAACAAUAAGAACCACUUCUGGAACAGGUACCACUACAAGUACCACUCCUGGAACAGGGACAACAAUAAGAACCACUUCUGGAACAGGUACCACUACAAGUACCACUCCUGGGACAGGAACCCCUACACGUACAACUCUGGGAACAGGAACCACUAUAAGUACAACUCCUGGAACAGGAACAACAAUAAAAAACACUCCUGGAACAGGUACCACUAGAAGUACCACUCCUGGAACAGGUACCACUAGAAGUACCACUCCUGGAACAGGAACUACAAUAAGAACCACUUCUGGAACAGGUACCACUACAAGUAUCACUCCUGGAACAGGAACCACUACAAGUACAACUCGUGGAACAGGAACAACAAUAAAACCCACUACUGGAACAGGCACCACUAGAAAUAUUACUCCAGCAUUAGGCACCACUGCUAGUACUACUCGAGGAACAGGCACAACUACAAGUACGACUUCUGGAACAGGCACCACUGCACAUACCACUCCUACUACACGUGGAACAGGUUCAACUACAAGUACCACUCCUAGAACAGGAACAACAAUAAGUAUCACUCCUGGAACAGGCACAACAACAAGUACCACUAGAGGAACAGGCACCACAACAACUAUAGCUCCUGGAACAGGCACGACUAGAAGUACAACUCCUGGAACAGGCACCACUAAAAGUAACACCCCUGGAGCAGGCAUUACUACAAGUACCACCACUAAUACAGGCCCCACAAUAAGUACCACUACUAGGACAGGCACAUCUUCAAGUGUAAUUACUGGAACAGACACAGCUACAAGUGUCAGUACUGGAACAGGUGAGGGCUCUAAUAUAAUUUUUAAAGGUUACUCAUCCUCGGAUAUGGCAGCCGUUGGUGCAUCCCUCGGUGCAAUCCUUGCUCUGUGUUUGGUUGGUCUGGGAUUCUUGCUGUACAAGCAAUAUGGAGAUAAAAUAAGAGCCAGACUGGGAAAACAGCAAGGAAAUGAUUAUGACUCUUUUGAUGGAGGAACACGACCAUUCACGAAUGAAGAGUCAGGAGAUAUCUCUGGCCAAGACCUAGCAAUAGAAAACCCUACCGAUUUGGAAGACAACAUUUCCCCUUUUAAUGUGAAUUUUAGUAUUGACAAUGAUGUUCUAGCAGAACCUUUGACAGAAAGUAACCUUUUCACAGCAGCAGCAGCGGCCACCAGCUUCCUACCAUCAGAGAAUCCCACAGAUAUUCAGGGACCUGAAAGAUUAACUGAUGAUAGCGAUUCAGAAGAUACAAAGGGUGUGAAGUCUAUCCUGACUAAAGAGCACAAGGACGACCCCAGUUACAAAGCUGUGUGGUUUAUGGAAGGAGCUGAGCCCGAAGUUGUUGUUAUUGAAGGAGUUGAAGAAGGGGAGGGUGAUGAAUAUGAUGCAGCGGAAGAGUUUAGCAAUAACCAACAAGAGGAAUAUGAAGAUGAUGAACCUAUACCUAUGUUCCAAAAUAUUCCCGAUAACAUGAAUGACUUCACUAUGCUCUAACUUACCAUUUUUAUUUAAUUGAGUAAUUAAGGUGUAUGGUUUUCUUCAUUUUUCUUUCUUUUUGUUUUUUUUUGUUUUUGCUUUUACUGAUAAAACAGUUCCAUGGGUACCACUGCUGAAUUGUUCUUUAUCAGACUGUUCUAAGUACUGGGUUGUAGGUGCAAUCCAUAUUCAGUAGCGUAAAUUAUUUUUUGUUAUCAAUCUAGUUAACAUGCAGCGAUUGAAAACAAUAGAAAACAUAACUUAUAUUUCAUGAAUGUUUUAUUGUAAAUACAAUUGUAAUGUAA